This is a messenger RNA of Salvelinus sp. IW2-2015, 4212 nucleotides long. Its product is annotated as forkhead box protein O1-A. Gene Ontology annotation, biological process: regulation of transcription by RNA polymerase II. Gene Ontology annotation, molecular function: DNA-binding transcription factor activity, RNA polymerase II-specific; RNA polymerase II cis-regulatory region sequence-specific DNA binding. NCBI's taxonomy places the organism in Eukaryota, Metazoa, Chordata, Actinopteri, Salmoniformes, Salmonidae. The record is from RefSeq and is a predicted model, not a curated record. Gene Ontology annotation, cellular component: nucleus.
UCUGCCCACUUAUUUCCCUUCAAAAAUGUGUUUGCUUAGCUUUUUUUCUGUCAGAAAAUACUACACUUUCCCUUAGACUUUGUAUAUACUUUUAUAAGUCCAAGACUUGUCCAACAUUUUAUAAAGUAGUCCAAUACUUAAUAACAUUGACACCCCAGACAACGUUCCCUUAAGACAUGGGCUAAAAAAUAGACAUAACUCAAAAACACAUUGUUCUAACCACUUGCACUUCCUUCAAUAUUUUCCAUGUUUAAACGUUUAAACUCACUGCCCUGGCCCCUGUUUUCAGGGUGGGAAAUAUUGUUCUCGAUAGAAUAAGAUCAGAAACAAGCAUUAGGCAAUGUAAAAGCCAUGUCCUGUUUACUUUAUAGACACAGGCCUAAGGGUUAUCAUUGGUGGCCACUCACUGUCACUCAAGGACCUAGUGGGUGUUACCCAAUGUCUGUUACCAGUUUACUUCGUAGGAUUUACAAAGGUAAUUUAGUAUAACCGUGAUUGACACUGACAGUAGACAUCGACAAGCGUGAUAUACAUGCUACGAACAGAACACGGAUACACUUUAACUGUAACCGCGCAGUUUUAGAUAAAGGAGCUAAAAAAAAUUAUAAAUUGUAUUACUUCAUCGUAAACCACCGGCCGUUAUCAACCAGUGCCUUCUAUCAGGGAGUUCGUGAAGAAGUGACGACGGUUUCUACACUUUUACAUUUGGUGCCUGGACUGGUCGAGUCAUUGAGUGUCUUUAUGUGACAGUUGCGCUAUUUGCCCGUUUGCUUUCGAGAUGGCAGAAUUACCACCGCCGCAACAGUUGGUUGAUAUUGACCCGGAUUUCGAGCCGCUCUCCCGCCCCCGGUCAUGCACCUGGCCUCUGCCUCGACCGGAGUUCAUCGAAGCCGCCAGCUCGAACACAUCUUCACCGGCGCCUUCAGUCAAGCAGGAGCCUGUCGAAUACAUUAGUAACCUCAGUUUGUUAGAGGAGUCAGAGGACUACCAGGAGGAUGAGAAACGGCUCGUUUUGUGCAAUGAUUUUCAAUGCCAGGAGAAAUGCAUACACCAGCAACAACAUCAUCCACAGCAGUUACAGAAACACCCGGGUACUCUGCUGCCACACCAGCAACAGGUGCCCCCGCUCUCGUCCCCCGUCGGGUCGAAUUCGGUGGCCGCUGCCGCUGCUGCGCAGAGGAAAAGCAGCUCGUCGCGUCGGAACGCGUGGGGGAAUAUGUCCUACGCGGACCUCAUCACCAAGGCGAUAGAGAGCUCACCCGAGAAGCGACUCACCUUGUCUCAGAUCUAUGACUGGAUGGUGAAGAGCGUGCCAUAUUUUAAGGAUAAAGGAGACAGUAAUAGCUCUGCAGGUUGGAAGAACUCCAUCCGCCACAACCUGUCCCUCCACAGUCGUUUUGUUCGUGUGCAGAACGAGGGGACGGGGAAGAGCUCCUGGUGGAUGCUGAACCCCGAGGGAGGGAAGAGCGGGAAGUCCCCCCGACGUAGGGCUGCCUCCAUGGACAACAACAGCAAAUUCACCAAGAGCAGAGGACGGGCUGCAAAGAAGAAGGUUGCUCUCCAGGAUGGGGGUGCAGACAGCCCGGGAGGCUUCCAGUACUCCAAGUGGCUCGGAAGCCCCAACUCCCAUAGCCACAGCAACGACGACUUCGAGGCCUGGACCACCUUCCGGACGCGCACCAGCUCCGACGCCUCCACCCUCUCUGGCCGUCGCUCUCCCUUCCUGGAACAGGAGGUCGACCUAUCAGAGGCUGACGUCCACAUGGGCUACCCCGGAGGGGUGGGGCCUAAAAUGACAUCCAUGGCCACCCUGCCUAGCCUAUCAGAGGUGGGCCUGGCCGACUCCAUGGGUGGUCAUCACCACGGUCACCACGGAACAGAGAACGUGAUGGAUAGCCUCCUUGACAACCUCAACCUGCUGUCCCCCAAGAAUCAAACCCAGCUGGGGGUAGGCGGUGGUCCUGGGUCUGGGCCUGACUCCUCCCGGUCCUCUCCCUCCUCCAAGCUGCAGAACAGCCCUUAUAGCUCCCCCUCCAUGACCCCUCACCCCCAGCCCCAACAGCAGGACUAUAGGAAGUGCCACUACGGCCAGGCCGGGCCAGGGAUGAAUAGCCCACAUCUCUCUCCCAUCCCCAUGCAGACGCUGCAAGAGAGCAAGUCGCCAGGGUCCUUCGCACCCUUCCUGAGCCAUUACAACUGCCCUGCUGGGCUACUCAAGGAGCUGCUGACCUCUGACGUAGCCGACCCUCGUUGUGGUGGGGAGGCCAUGCCCUCCAUGGAGACUGUAGUGUCCCAGUCUGGGAGAGGAGGAGGAGGGCGGAUGCUUCCCAACUACAGCAGCCAGGUGCAGGUAGGACAGGUAGGGGGGCACGGGGGCGUGAAGAUAAUGAGUCCCCCACCUCAGCAACACCCACAGCACCCUCAGUCACAUCCUCACCCUCACCCGCGGCCCCUCCACAGCCAGGGCCCUCCCCCCUCUGGGCCCUCCAUGAACAGCUGUGGCCUGAUUCCCCUGACCAGCCUGAACCACGCCGGGGGCCCAGCCCGUCUUGCCAGCCUCAGGACACACAUCCACCAGCUACAGCAGCAGCCACGCGGUGGUGGCGGUGGUCACCCAGCCUCAGGCCACCAAAACCACAGUCCCCACCACAGCGGAGCUCCUCCACCCAGCUACGGCAGCAGUGCUAAUGGUUAUGUGAGGCCAGGUCUAGGCCACGGCCACAGCUCUGCUCAUCCCCAGGCUCACCAUCACCACCAAUAUCACAACCAUCAUCAGGAGAGGCUGCCUAGUGAUCUAGAUGACAUGUCCAUCGAGAGGUUUGAGUGUGACAUGGAGUCUGUUCUUCAUGACACGCUGAUGGACGGAGACUCGCUGGACUUCAACUUUGACCCCAUGGUAACCUCUCAGGGGUUCAGUCAGGGGGUUGGGGUGAAGACCACCACACACAGCUGGGUGUCUGGCUAGGACACACCGCUCUCAGACAGAUUUUUCACCAUUCACCACUGGCCUUUCACCCUUCGCCACUGGCUUUCAUUGAGAGAAUGGAAAGGUCUAAAGAAACCAUUGCCCCUCUCCACAGGACUAUCAUCAGCCCGUCCCAAUUCUCUCACUAUCCAUUGCAGAUCUGUAAGGUGGAAGAAAUAAUCAAUUUUGCGAAGAUCGAAGGGUAAGGGCCAAGGGGAAGGGCUAGAGAGUGAACCGGGGCUGGCUGAGACUGUGCUUGUUUGGAGGGAACGUCUCGUCUGAAGUUGGCUUUGUAAAUACAGCAGCGAUCGACUCGGCCCAAUAUCAUUCACUUCAACAGAACCUGGAAGAAGCUGGAGCCUGAUUUACAAAAAGCUAUGUUUUGUUGUGAAAUAUAUUUUCGUUUUUAUUAUGUUAUUUUCGUUUUUGGGAUCUCACAUGAUGUUUUUGCAAGUGUGUUUCUUUUUUAUGUUCAGUGUCAAAAUCACACAAGAUCAGGGCUAGUUUUAGCUCUUCAAAAACAACUGGAAUGGAGUCUGUUCUACUCUACAUUCAAGUGGGGUCAGUCCCACCCUAUCAGGGUGCUUUUCAACAAGGUUGUCAAAAAAGCAUUUGGCAUAUUAUGUAUGAAUAAAAUAGUAGGGAUGUAAAAUAUGCUACAAUACUUCAAACAUAUGUAAUGUAUACUGUGUGUAUAUUUGUGAUGAGGAAUAUUCUUACAUUUUGAUCAUAUUUCCUUUCUCUGUGUGCAUUUAAAAUUCAUUUUUCAUUGCCUCUCAUUGCCUUUCAAAUGACCAAUAUGCUAUGUUGAACCAUCUACCCAGGAACCAGUCCAGCAUAGGGAUAGCCAAAGUCACAGUGAUUCAGUGAUAGGACAAAUCAGACUAGUUCAGUGAUAAUAGAUAUAUGUAUUUUAGUGAUAGGACAAAUCAGAGAAGUGCAGCAAGUGGUUACUAACAUCUCAGGCUAUUCUUACCUCAGCUGUUCAUCACUCUUCCCUUCUCUUGCCCUUCAAGUCGCUUUCGAGUUACGAUUCCUAAUUCCAUCUACUUUUCUCUAAUCAUCAUCUAUCUAAUUGUGACAAUCACACUCUCCCAGGCCUUCAUUCACCUCGCGUCCCUGACUCCUUUUUCUCACUCCCACCAUUUCCCUCCCACUCUCCUACCCUUUUCUAACUCACCUCUCUUUGUGCCUUAUUACGCUCUCUCUCUCUCUCUCUCUCUCUCUCUCUCUCUCUCCUCUCUCUC